UAAUCCCGCUUCCACGGUCGGUAAAGUCGCGAUAUAUAAAAAGGGUUCAAGGUUGUUUAACCGCGAGUGAAAGCUGCGAGCCUCUCCGGAGUCUUGCGGCGGGAGACGUGGCGGACACUGUGUCGUGGUGUUCGUUGCAACACGUACGGAGUCGUACGACCGCUCGUAUACCGAGGCGAAACGUCGCUCGUGGUCUCGCUGCGGAUAGUCGUCGGGACUCGUCCUCGUGCUCGUGAACGGGACCCAGGGCCGAGGGACCUCCGACUCAGAGGAGCCCGAGUAGCGGCCGCGACACCUUUCAUCCGCGUGUAGACGCCCCCACCGUGGGAUUCCUGGAGGAACGGAGUGAGUCGUCGAAGGGGUUUCGGAAAGAGUCGCGAAAUGAGUGUCGAGGACGCCAUCAAUUACUCGCCCAGCGAGGAGGAGGACUAUUACGCUCUGUUGUCCUGCGACGAGUCUUCCACGGUCGAGCAGAUUACGGCGGAAUAUAAGGUAUUAGCUCUUCAGUAUCAUCCGGACAAGAACGACGGUGACAAGGAGGCCGAAAAGAAAUUUCAACAACUAAAGUACGCAAAAGAGGUUCUAUGCGAUCCCGAAAAGAGAUGCAAUUACGAUAAAUGGCGGAACAGUGGAAUCAAGAUCAGUUAUAAACAAUGGCUCGGCAUGAAGGAGCAUGUGCAGCAGACCAUGCACUGGAGCACGCCGAAGACAAAGGACAGAAUGCUGCCGGAUACGACCGAAGAGGCAGGUGGUUCGCCAGCUCACCUCAAAGGUCAUCCUACAAAUGCGCACAGGAGGGCUUCGGAGGGUGGUGCCAUGAAUCUCUACUACCGUUCGGGCCACGGCGUCCCCCCGUUCUACCAAGAGUCCAACGAGGUCGUCAGUAAGUUUCGUAAUUACGAGAUUUAAAGGUCCCCAGUGUAAUUCCCGCCGGAACCGACUCCAUUGUACCGGAUGCCCUAUGACAACAGGAACAUGUUGCAUUAGACAAAUAUCUACCUGUAUAUGAGUGUACGGGCCGUUGGUUGGACCGCAUUGGCGUGUACAUGCAUUCGCGUAAAACGGCGAGUUGAGGGGGACGCGUGAGUCCCAUCGCUCGCCACUGAGCAAUUUGUCAUGUUUCUACCCUCCCGUUUACAUGCAAUCUUGCGAUUAACAUUUACUGUUAUUGCGUCAUCUCGUAUUAAGUUGCGGACGUGACGGUUUAUUGUCGAUGUGCACGACGAAACGUUUCAACGAUCGUACACAUAUAUACAUAUUGCUUCGAGGAAACCUCGCGGAGGUAAUAAACGUCGGCGCGAGGUUCUCUCUUGGACAGACGCUUCGUGGAUUACUUCUUCGUCGUUCAGGAUGCAUGCCAACUCGAUUCAACAAACGGCCCCGGUACACGUGUACGUGCUCGCGAUCGCGCGUACGUAUAUGUCGCCUUCAGAUUUAUAUUUUGUUAUACUAUACUAAGCACGACGAGAGGAAGGGAUCGAGGGACGUGGCUGGAGGACGUUUGGUAUUAUUUAAACUCCCUUUCUCUGAGGUCUCCCGAUUAAACGUCCGACUGUCCGGUUGCGAAUGUCACAAAGUCGAGUCUCUCUCGAUCGCGCAUUCUAUGUGUGUGUCUCUUGAUCUUACGAGAUGUCUAGCGACAGAAGUUAAACGACGUAGUGUCAAGGGCAGUAUAGUUUUAUCUGUGAUCCCGCGAAUGAAUUUUCCGCUAGUGGUUAACUGGUCGUUUCAAUCGUAAACACAUUGGAAGGAAAUACUCAAGUCUCUGCCGAAGGAAAGAUCUUAUCCGCGAAUUCGUGGGCGGAAUUUCAUCGUUCUGGUUAUCGGCAAUUUUCAAGCAUCAAUUAACGUACAAUUGGUUUUCGUCGCAAGAUAAGCGACCGUCGCAUUCGACGUGAGUAACGUUCGGCCAAAGACAUCGACUUUAAACGUUGUGUACGCGGUUACGAAAAUUGGACGACGAAAUUGCCAAACGAUUGAACCGAAAUCCCGGACCGCAAACGUUGCAAACGUCGAGCUCACAAGAUACGACGUUUUAAAUGAAGAGAACGUAAAUAACCAUAGAGCUCUCUAUCAAGGAUGUAAGAUAAAGAUAUGAAAGUAGAGUAGCUUAUAUUAAACUGUUAUAAAAUGCAAUGUCUAUAUUAUUAUAUAUUUUGUCGAAUAAGUGUUGCUACCGAUUCCGCGAGGCUGUCUUAGAUAAUGACGUUUCCAAUGUUUCUCUCCGAGGACUUGCUCGACCGAUCAUCAUUGACCGCGACAUCAAUUCAGGGAUCCAAUUCCGCGCAACAUCGGGCUGACGUUUCGCGGAAUAGAGCUUAAGUAUUUCUUUCCGUAAUGGAAACAGAUCGACGAUGGCGCACUUGUACCUGUGUCCGAUGUCAAACGCAAGAUACGUCACUCUCCUCCGACGACAAUUGCGACGGCUCUCCUCCGGUUUGUUAAAUAACGACACGCGCGUGCGAAUUAGCCGCGUUUCGCUUCUCCAAAACCGGGUGUUCGAACCGGCCGCGUUUUCGGCUCUUCGCUCUUCGACGCUGUAAGGACACGAAAGAAUCUUACGUCAUUGGAGCAAGGAGAACGUUAUUUUCGUGCGUUCGCAGCGUCGAAGGCGUGGACUUGAACGGAAAUGAAUUCGGUUUGAACCUUCGGUGGAAACGAUGAACGUUCUCCGCGAAUGAUUUUCACGAAAUAAUUUUUACGCGUCGCACUUUUGCACCCCGACGCGUUCGCGUCUUCUCUACGCUCGAUACGGCAGCCGGGACAAUUCGUCAGUGAAUUGCGUUUGGCAUGUAAUUGAGAAUGCCUAUUUAUAACCGAUAAUUAAUAAUAACUUAGUGACAGUUAAUCCUGGAUGUGUCGAUGUGUAUAAUCUUACGAUAAUGCGAUAAGCGACUUCUCUUGGGGAGCUCGUCUCUCGUUUAAAUACAUUAACGAGCGCGUCGUUAAUGCCCUCCAAUUUCGCUUUAGGUAUUUCCUAAUCGAGCGCGUUGCAUCUGAGCAUCCGCGUAUCGUUGAAAGACGAAGCGCAAGACUAGAUAACGAUAUUAAACCGAUGAAAAUACAGUUGGACGGGGAUGCCUGGAUAUGACGUGUCCUAUCUGGAAAUGAUUAAAUGGAACUGCAAGACGUUAAUGACGUCGAAUUGUACGUCUUGCCUGAAUCGAUCGAUCUUCCAUUCCACAGAAAUAAUAUGAUCUCCCGCACCCCUCGUCAAAGUCCAAGACAUAUCACGAUGGGUUCAUUUCGUCUUCCCGUUUGCUUUUCGAAAUCUUGACAGAGGAGCGAUUAAGGCACGGAUUUUAUCUGCGCGGAGAGACAGGAGGAUGUAAACGGGGCGAGAAUUGAAGCCUCGAUUGGGUAAAUCUUGCACCUACACAGGCACAGUAAAAAUGGCUAAUAAACGGCUAGUAAAUGCCAGUGGAGAGAGAGGCAAAAUCAAUAUUACCAACGAGUCCAAUGACAUUUUUCCAUCUUAAUUUUAGACUCUCGGGUUAACUCUCUUUUUUUUUAAGGGAAUGAAUUUUUUUCACGGAAAGGAUAUAUACGUCGCUACGGUAAGAUAAUUAUAUACUUUUUUUUAUAAGUCCUUCCCGGAUGAAUGAAAUAAUACGGUGAUUUAUUGAUGAUGAAAAUUAAAUUGAGAAAAAGCCAGAUAUAUCGUCCUCGGGGCCUUCAAUUUCUCUCUCUCUCGAUUCCAAAUGUUACGAUCCGCGGAGGGAUCCGUUCUUGGCUGCAAUCAAUUCUUAAUGUCACGAAUACGCAGUGCCAAUGAGGAAGCAGGUCAAAUCGUUACUUGUUUACCUUGUCAUAGUAUUCCUAUUUUGGUCGAACGAAAAAAACGAUAGUUUUAGAAUCGAGGACUAGAGAGGGAAACAGCGAGAAAGUUAAUAAAUAACAAAGCUAAAGAGCUACGGAGAGAAAGAGCAGGGAAAAUAUAAAAUUGCGCAACUUACAUGUGGGACGAACUUUUCGAGAUGUCGCGGACUCGAAAGCCCUCGGCUUUCUUUCACUAUCGCUUCCAUUCUUCCGUCAGUUUUCUUAGACCCUUUGUUAGGAGACCCAAGAAAAUAUCUUGCUGCUCGACUUGCCUCCCUAUCGGCUCUGUGCAAGCCCGACGUUAGUGCGCGGUCAAUCGAAUUAGUCGAACGAUAUAUAAGCGUGCGCUCGCGCUUCGUCGGAUUCGCCGCGCGAUCGAUCCUGCUCUAGACUUGCGAGACGGCGGACGCGCAGCUAAAUUUAAUGACAUAUCUGCGACAAGUGAAUCGCGCCUGAUUACGUUAGAAACCGACGCCGUCGAAUCCAUCGUUCAUCUCAAUUCAUCUAUUUCAAAUGGCGAGAAGAGGUGUUUCUCCAUUUUCGCAAAUUUAAUCGACUCGAAAGCGACUUUGCAAAAAAAAAAGAAACAAGAUCAUGGUACCACAGUUUCGACUUCUUUUUUAAAAGCAACACUCGUAUGCUGUUUACACGCGCAAUAUGUACGUAAUAUAAAUUGAAAUUAAUAAUCGGUAAUUUUCUUGCCGUAAUGACUGAUGAUGUAACAGAAACAUUUAAAGUGGAAUUUUUCAUAUUUCCAAUCUUUCAUAUUUUUUACACGUAUUGGACGGUGUUUGUCAGGGGCUUCUCCCACGAAGAAAUUGAGAUUGGAGCUUUAUCCGGACAAAGGGAUAAAAAUUGGAUAAAAGUCGGAUGAGCAAGUGAGCCACAAAAAGUUUUAAUCUCGUCGCGACACACCGACCAAGUUUUAGGUAAAACGGCGCCGGGCAACGGCGUUCACGAAAUUCCUCCAGUCUAACUUCGACUUGUUUAAGCCCCGAAGAAUGUAGCAACUAGGUCGAUAAGUCGUAAAAAUAAAUGAGGAAUUUGAAGGGGGAAAAAAGUAGAGAUCGAAUCUCGCCUCUGGCACUGGCAAUAAUAUCUUUGUGUUAGAGGAAAGUAGGAAAUAUUACUGUUUAUUGGAAAAUAUUAGGAAAAUUUCGCGCAUCGCAGAGAAUAAUACCCAAGUAAUUCGACUCGGUCGUUACUCCCUCAUUUAUUAAGCGAACAAGAUCAAUUGUACGUGUUAGAGCUAAAUUAAACUAACGUUGAUCAAAGUGGACGAACGAUGUUAUUUUAGAAGGAAGGGGUUCGAUGGCAGGAAGAUUGCAGGAGCUACCGCGUGCUCUUGAAAAGUUUUCCAUUUUCUAACGCAAGACGAGAAAUAGCGCGGCCGAUCGUGACCCGCUACUGACGAAAGUCUAUUGGACCACCCUGUACAUGUAUCUAUACCUAUAUUUUUCUAGACGGGCCCGUGGAUUUUGGCCUGCGAAACGUUGUUUACACGACUAUAUCAUACAUACCUAUUUGUCGUUUACGAUUGACCUGUCGCUUGAGGGAAAGGUCGAAGUCUGUUCAAACGCCUAUCAGUACGAUGCUCACGAUCGAAGAGCCCCGAUACGUUCCUUUUACGUUACUACGCGCGCGUUUAAGACGCCGUCAUUGGAUAAGAUGGAACUUGCGCGUUCCCUUCAGAGGGAAAUAAGAAGAAAAGCUGAUAUCCUUCUCCAGAGGAUUUUACGGUCCAUUGAGUCUCGACUCGACUCGAAAUCUAAACCAUGCCAAUUCCAACACAGAAUCAAUUACAAUUGCAUAUCUUUAUCUAGACAGAAUCUUUAUACGAUAGAAUUUUGCAUUAGAACAUCGAACAUUUCCGCUUUGUAUUGUAUAAAAUAAAUUCGCGGAAGAGAAAUUUAUGAGAGAAACUCAUAUCACAUGCAGACAUUUACUUAUAACAUUUUUAAAGAAUUCUGGGAAAUUUACGAUUUUUGAGUUAGCGAGUUAGUUAUGGAUUUCAAAUUAAAAAUGCCUCGUUGACAGGCUCGGAUUGAGGGGAGGGCUAAGGGGGGCUGUAGUCCCGGGCCUCGUUUACUGAGGGGCCCCGCCUGUGACAUAGUUUCGUAAGUAAUGUGGUUCGUUUAUGACUUAAACGAAGUUUUACCUAAAUGCACAAUUUCAGUUAAACAGUCAUUAGAAGCAAAUAACAUCUUAAACAAUAGUAUUUCUGUUGCGGUCAAGCUGCCGCUACAAAUGCUUCCAAGUGUUUCUUUUCUCGUUCCAUCUCUUCUGAAAGCGAGGAGAGGAAAAAAUAGAAAGAUUUGUGGAAAUGAAAGAUAAUUGAUUCGCACACCUUUUGUAUAAAAUGUGCCCCCCCCCCCCCCGCCUAUUCAUUAAAGGGCCUCCAAAGUCAAUAACUCCGGGCCCCAAAAAUCUUAAUCUGACCCUGCUAGUUGAAUUAAAGCGCUUUUAAAAACAGAAGUUAUAUAUUAAAAGUUAUGUUAAAAUUGAAAGUGUGUCGCACAUCAGGUGGCUAAAAAAUUUCCUGACUUUUGCAUUUAUAAAUGGCAAGUUAUUAGUAGUGUUUGUAAACUGAUUAUGUAAUGCUAAUUAUGUUAUCCAACGUUAGAAAGAAAUCGAUAGCUGUCUUCCGCUUCAACGUCUAUGGCUAAUGAUCGUAGUCACCAAAAGCUUUGAACAAUUAAUUACAAGAGCAUAAGGUAUAAGUUGUGUAUUAACAAAAAUAGCGAGUCCUUUUCUUUCCUCGUGUCGAUGAAUCGACGACACUUUGACGACGUGAAAUCAGGUACGUAAAGAUAUUCAAUUGUGAUUACCAAAUCUUCAAGACUGCUAGUUUCACGUUAACUGAUCGUAAAAUUGUCGUAAAAACUGAUCGUUAACUGUUCAUUAAAGAUUGACGAUUAAAGAUUAGUCCUUCUAAUGUGAUUUUUGUUUACAUAUCAAUUGAUUAGUAAUUGUGUAAUCGUUAUUGUAAUUAAAUAUUGCAGAUACAAAAGUUGGAGUACAAGUUAUCAAUUAAUGGAAAGUGUUUGUUAAGAACGAUGAUUAUUUAAAGGGAUACGAAAGAAAAUAUUACUGUUAACACAUUCAUGAAAUAGUUUAGUCAAUUACGUGUCCUGCGCAGCUUACUGAUUGGAGAACAGUAUUCUCGAUCGUUCUUACGAGUCGUGUGUGUGUGUUUUGCGUGCGUGGCAGUGCGAAUGAAAUUAUAGAUUGUGUAUAAAUGUCUAUAUGCAGUUAAAUGCGUAACCAAAUACAUAUGUUGUAUAUUCGUCUCGCGCUGGUCGACGCGGCGAUGUAUUACUCGUACCACUAAAAAAUUCAAUAAAUGUGUUUAAUUAUGAAA
Messenger RNA from Vollenhovia emeryi, 7180 nucleotides. RefSeq names its product J domain-containing protein (gene jdp). The transcript has 5 exons. The record is from RefSeq and is a predicted model, not a curated record. Lineage: Eukaryota; Metazoa; Arthropoda; Insecta; Hymenoptera; Formicidae. Bases 382 to 909 code for a protein of 175 amino acids. Gene Ontology annotation, cellular component: cytoplasm.